Clupea harengus (Atlantic herring) is the source of this 4703-nucleotide messenger RNA. RefSeq names its product valosin containing protein (p97)/p47 complex interacting protein 1. The transcript is spliced from 5 exons. Gene Ontology annotation, biological process: protein K48-linked deubiquitination; protein ubiquitination; endoplasmic reticulum membrane fusion. The coding region runs from base 933 to 4442 and encodes 1169 amino acids. Gene Ontology annotation, molecular function: cysteine-type deubiquitinase activity. The record is from RefSeq and is a predicted model, not a curated record. NCBI's taxonomy places the organism in Eukaryota, Metazoa, Chordata, Actinopteri, Clupeiformes, Clupeidae.
ACUCGAACUGAUGGAUGUUUAUGUAGUCAUUUGCCACCUGGUGGUGGCCCGGAGCACUGCAGGCUGCCGGUCCACUGCUUGAACUCGAGUACUUCCCUCUGAAGUGAGCAGGGAGCCGGGCGACAGACCGGGUGCGGUAGCCUACACAGCACGUCUCUCGGGUGUUUUAAAGGACUGUGAUCGCUUUGAUCGACACGUUUCGUAUAUACAGAAAGAAAGCCACACGCUAAACUUUAUGGCGGCCUGCUAACGAUUUCGACUCUUCUUCUUCAGCGAACUCAGCCAGUAAACAUCUCUACAAAGACGCCCACCCACCGGAGGCGAAUUAAAGACUGGCUUGUGUGCUUUUAAUGUGUAUAGCUGUGAAGUUUUGGGAUGACAGCUUAUCUGGAGACACAAUAUUAUCAUGAAAUCCUGCUGUUGACAACACUGCGCAUGACAGUGGCAAUGUUGAGGAUCAAAACACGUUAAGUCUUCUGGUAUGAUGACGUAAAGAAAUGCGACAGGAACUGAGAAUAUCGCGCGUCAUCGGGUGUUGUAGUUGUUGUCUGAGAAUCUUGAACAAGUAGCAGGAACGAGAAGUGGGCUAAUGGACAAAUACUCGCGCUUCGUCAACAGCGUUCAUCAAUUCAUCGCUCUCUAACGGAAAAGGUAUCGUGCUGUUUGGAAAGAGGCGUUGAAGUGCAGCGCAAAUUCAUGACAUUGCAGAGGACUACAAUGACCAGGCGGAGUGCAUCGCUGCGUGCCGUUACGUUCUGAAAGCAGCAGUGGCUACGUCUUUCAGGAAAAAAAAACAAACCGCUUCCGUGUUGUUCCUCUUCUGCAAUACAGACAAACAAGAGAUAACCGCAGGGAGAGGCGAUUCCGGACUGUCCGCGAGGAACCUUAGAAUGUUUUUGUAAGCACGGAAACGACCCCAAAAGAAAGCAAACAUGUCGUCAUCGCCACCUGGCAGCAACAAGAAUAAAAAAGACAAGCGCAUCCUGUCCGGCUCGUGCCCGGACCCUCAGUGCCAGGCGCGGCUCUUCUUCCCCGCGCAGGGCAAUGCCGCGAGCAUCGAGUGCACCGAAUGCGGCCAGCGGCACGAGCAGAAGAACCUGCUGCGCGUGGAGGAGGUGACGGACCCGGACGUGGUGCUGCACAACCUGCUGCGGCACGCGCUGCUGGGCGUCACGGGCGCCGGCGCGGGCGCGCCCAACAAGAAGGGCCCGGAGCUCGUGAAGGUGAUGGGUCUGUCGAACUACCACUGCAAGCUGCUGUCCCCGACGCUCACGCGCUACGGCAUGGACAAGGCGAGCGGGAAAGCCACGCUGCUGAGCGCCAUGAACCAGGGCGACAUGUUCGACUGCGCCCUGCUGGCGGAGCGCGCCUUCACGAUGGAGCGCGAGCACCUGGGCACGGCGGGCUACGGGCAGGACCGCUCGGGCAGCCUGCUCUACCUGAGCGACACGCUGGCGGAGGUGCGGCGGGCCAACGACGGCGGCGGCGGGCAGGAGCGGCGCGGCCUGGUGCCCGUGCACGUGGACGGCGACGGGCACUGCCUGGUGCACGCCGUGUCGCGGGCGCUGGUCGGGCGCGAGCUCUUCUGGCACGCGCUGCGCGAGAACCUCAAGCGCCACUUCCGCACGCACCUGCAGCGCUACCGGGCGCUCUUCAGCGACUUCAUCGACGCGGCCGAGUGGGAGGACAUCAUCAGCGAGUGCGACCCGCUCUUCACCCCGCCCGAGGGCGUGCCCCUGGGGCUCCGCAACGUGCACGUCUUCGGCCUCGCCAACGUGCUGCGCCGCCCCGUCCUGCUGCUCGACUCGCUCAGCGGCAUGCGCAGCCCCGGCGACUACAGCGCCACCUUCCUGCCGGGGCUGGUGCCCGCCGAGGGCUGCCGCGGGCGCGACGGGGGCCUCAACAAGCCCAUCUGCCUGGCGUGGAGCAGCUCCGCCCACAACCACUACAUCCCUCUGGUGGGCGUGAAGGGGGAGGGGCCUCCGCGGCUGCCCGCCCACCUGCUGCCCAAGGCCUGGGGCGUUCCGCAGGAGCUGAUUGGCCGCUACAUCGCUCUGGACGCCGACGGGGGGUGUCUGAUCGGCGGCGAGCGCUCCCUGGGCGACGCCUACCUGCAGCGGCUGGUGGUUGCCAUGGACGCGGUGUUCGAGCAGGCGCACGGCGUGUCGGCGGCGCUCGUAGCCGACGUUCACCACUACGUGUUCCGCCGGCGCGGCGUGGUCGGGGCGCUGCCCGAGGAGGUGACGGCGUCGUCACGGCGAUGGCUGGAGGAGGGCCGCCUGCACCGCUGCCUGGCGUGCGGGGGCGUGUCCGAGCUCAGCGUGCCCCGCGAUUGGCUGACGGCCGGCGGGAAGCUCCACAGCCUGGCGCUGCGCACGCACGGCUCCCUCCAAUCGGAGCGCAGCUACAGUUUCCCGCUCAGCAACCUGGUGUGUGUGUACGACGCCGCGCAGGACACGCUGGUGCCCGACUACGCACACAGCGCCCCGGCCGCCUGCCACACCUGCCACUCGGGCGCGCUGCGGCCACUCACGGCGCAGGGGGGCGUGGCCUACCGGGACGGCGACCGCACGGGCACGCCCAGCAGCAAGGGGAAGUGUGGGUGUGGCUUCAAGCACUACUGGGCGGGGCGUGAGUACGACAACCUGCCCGAGGCCCUGCCCAUCACACUGGAGUGGGCGGGGCGUGUGGUGAGGGAGACGGUGUACUGGUGGCAGUACGAGGCGGAGGCGGAGCUUAACAGCAAUGCGUACGAGGUGGCGGCGCGGCUGGUCGACGCCCACUUCCCCGGGGAGUUCGGGUCGGAGCCGCUGGUCCAAAAGGUCGUGACCUCCAUCCUGCAGCAGACGGCCCGGCGAGGACCCGCCCAGUACCGGCCCGUCAGCGUGGAGCACGCCCACGGCCACGCCCACCCGCUGGACACCCCCCCGCUGGACACGCCUCCUCCCCUGGCGGACCCGCCCUCCAAGAUCAUCCUGGUUGGUCACAAGAGCCGCACGCUGCACAGGGAGGAGCUUACCAUGAGCAAGGCGGAGCUACGGGUGCAGCAGAGCAUCCGUGACCACGCCCCGCAGACACAACAGCGCCGCCCACUCAAGCCCGAUAAACACGCCCCCACGCCGCCCAGGCUGACCACCACGUCGUCGUCGUCGGCUCCGCCCACCCCGACCAAGGCCACGCCCCCGUCCAGCAGCGGUGAGAAGAAGAUUCGUGUCACCACCAGCGACGGUCGCCAGGCAACGCUGACGCUGCAGGAGCUGACCAAUCACGCGGAGCUCCAGCGCAGCAUCACGGCGGCGUUUGGGAUCCCGGCCAAUCAGCAGCGGAUCAGAGUGGGCUUCCCGCCCCGCCCCCUCCUACCCCCCCCUGCUGGGGACUGCGAAGACACACCCGUCCCCCUCCAACACGGGGAGAGAGUCAGCGUGGAGGUGUUGCGAGGAGAGGAGGACUCUGCAGUGAAUGGAGGGGAAGAGGAGAAGGAGGGAGAGAGGGACAGAGAGAGAGAGAGGGAGGAGAAGAGAGGAGGAGAGAGGGAUAGAGAGAGAGAGAGGGAGGAGACGAUGAGUCGUGCUGACAGAGAACUGCAAGACAACAUUGACCUGGAGAUCUCAUCUCUCUGCCUCCUGGCCACACUUAUGGGUGAAGAUGUCUGGUCGUAUGCCAAGAAGCUUCCCCACCUCUUCCAGCCUGGUGGAGUUUUCUACAACAUCGUCAAGAAGGACAUGGGUCUGUUGGAUGGGAAACACUGCUCCCUUCCACAGCUUCCAGGCCGUGUGUUUGUGUACAGUUCCCGUGACGACCGCCUGGAGCUGUGUGCCGACGCCGCGGGUCACUUUCCCAUCAGCCCCGGCGUGGACGAGCUGGCCAAGGAGGCGGGGCUUAAGGUGCCGGCUGACAGCCAAGGGCGGAGCAGAGAGGGAAGCCCCUCCCACACCGCCAUGCGAUUGGGCAGCGGAGGCGUGGUGCGUAAGAAGGAGGCGGGACUCUCGGGAGUCACCGCCUUCCAGGGGAAAGGCCAUUCGCUGGGCAGCUCCCCGGCCACGCCCCUCUCAUCAGAGCAUCAUCGGCCAAUCACGCGCCAACACAGCAGCGGGGUGGACCUGAGUGGCAGCGUGGUGGCUCCGCCCCUUGAGCGGGAGCUGGUCCGCAUGGCGCCCGGCUUUGUCACCACGGCGACGAGGGAUGGGCGUGGCGGCCUGGAUCCCGUCGCCAUAGAAACGCAACGGAAGCGGCUGCAGGAGAUGGUCUCGUCCAUCCAGGCGUCCAUGGACAAACACCUGAAGGAGCACCCACACACACACCCACACACACAGCCACACACACAGCCACACACACAGUCACACACACACACUCCCGCUCUCCAAACCCAGGAGCAGCAGCAGGCGGAGGCGGAGCAAAUGGAGGAUGACUCCACCCCCACAGAGCCCAUGGACCAAUCGUAAGCCACAUAACGCAAAAGCCCUGCCCACAGACCAUCAGUCUGUGUGUGUGUGUGCGUGAAUGACAUCUCUGCCGUGCGUGUGUGUGUGUGUGUGUGUGUGUGUGUGUGUGUGUGUGUGUGUGUGUGUGUGUGUGUGUCUUUCUCUUAACGUGCCUCUGCUCACCUGGACUUUGUCUCCCCGAGUCCCACAUUAUCUUUCACUCUCUGUUUCUCACUCACACACACACACACACACACACACACACACACAUAUGAAGACACA